Messenger RNA from Tachyglossus aculeatus (Australian echidna), 652 nucleotides. It is a transcript of the gene SMIM1, whose product is annotated as small integral membrane protein 1 (Vel blood group). The record is from RefSeq and is a predicted model, not a curated record. The transcript is spliced from 3 exons. NCBI's taxonomy places the organism in Eukaryota, Metazoa, Chordata, Mammalia, Monotremata, Tachyglossidae. The coding region runs from base 168 to 398 and encodes 76 amino acids.
AACAGCAGCACCAGGACCUUUGAAAGAUCCGUGUCCUGGAAGUCCUGCUGGGGAAGCAGUGGAAAGAACACCAGCUUGGGAAUCAGAAGACGCUCCUCUACCUUCAGUUCUAAGACCAACCGGCUUCCGCCCCUGCCUCGGAGUCUCCCGUCCCCUCCUGGCAAAGAAUGCAGACCCAAGAGACAGGCGUCCAGUACAGCAGGUGGAAUGACAACAACAGGGAUGAGGUCAGCGUGACUUUGUCCAGUUCGGAGGCGUCCGCCUGUCACAGGCUCUACGGGAAGCUGUGCACGGGGAAGCUGGGCAUCGCCAUGAAGGUGGUCGGAGGCCUCGGGCUCUUCUGGAUCAUCUUUAUCAUCGGCUACGUCACGGGCUACUACGUCCACAAGUGCAAAUAGCCGGGCCCGGUGCGCGGGGGAUGCCAGCUUGCCCCUGUUGUGGGAAGCCAGCUUUGUGUCUGGUCCUGCUGUGGGGGAGAGCCUGUGCCCGCGUGUAUACACACACUCACCCACCCUCCCACUCCUCAGCCCGCCCAGCUCCCAGCCACCUCACUGCUGCCAUGAGAAACCUGGAGGGUGCCGGCUGAUCCCAGGGGGUCGCCCGUGCCCCGGCAAGACAGACGCUCAGGAAAGAACCCAUUGGUGAGCAGGGG